AUGGUUGUUUCCCAGGAGAAAAGGGAGAGGUUGAAGGACAGAGAUGUAAGAACUGCUCCUGAUUUAACGCGUUCAGCCGGACAUGCGCAACUUUACUCCCUAAUACCCCCUCCCCUUGCUAUCUUACCCUUGUCAACAAAAGAACCACUACUGUGCGUACUUCCGUUGAGAGAACACCCUUGGGAAUGUUCUGUGAAAAUCACCCGACUCGACGUCCGCCAGCUCCUCGCUCAGUUGGAAUAUGUCGACUACCAGAGAGCAGUAUGGGAAAUCUUGAACAAAUUAACGAGGGAACAAGUACAAGAAGGGCCGAUCUGGCGACAGGUGCAGUUUCUGUCCGUAAUCGGGCCCGCAGCUCUGCCCCCCGAACUCCUGGACAGGUACAACAAGCUAAUCAACGACAUGCUGUCCGUGUUGAACGGCGCCACCACCUGUGCAUACAAUGAACCAUUUCGAUGCGGUCUCCGGCUUGAACCAGAGCUGACCGUGGUCAUGGGACGGAGUAGAGACUGGGACGAAUUACAGCAAACUUGGAUAGAAUGGCGACGACUGACCGGUCAGAAGAUGCGUGAUCUGUUCGAGCAAGUCGUCGAACUCAGCAAUCAGGCAGCACAACUUAACCAUUUCAAGAAUGCUGCAGAGUAUUGGCUGUUUCCGUACGAGUCGCCAACUUUCCGGUACGAACUGGAAGGCGUCUGGGAGGAAGUUCGUCCCCUCUACGAACUGCUACACGCCUACGUCAGGCGAAAGCUACGAGACCUCUACGGGCCAGACAAACUCAGUCGCAAGGCACCACUUCCUGCGCAUAUUCUGGGUGACAUGUGGGGCCAGUCCUGGAGCAACAUACUGGACGUUACCAUUCCAUACCCAGGCAAGAACUUCCUCGACGUCACCACGGAAAUGGUUGAACAGGGCUAUACUCCAUUGACGAUGUUUCGGCUAGCAGAGGAGUUCUACGUGUCGCUCAACAUGAGCGUCUUGCCCCCCGAAUUCUGGAGUGGUUCAAUCAUUCAGCAACAACCAGACAGAGUCGUGAUCUGCCAGCCAUCCGCCUGGGACUUCUGCAACCGACGUGACUACAGAAUCAAAAUGUGCACGGAAGUAAACAUGAAAGAUUUUGUGACAGUGCAUCAUGAAAUGGGCCACUUACAAUACUUCCUGCAUUAUCGACAUCAGCCCAAAGUGUUUCGGGACGGUGCAAACCCUGGUUUCCAUGAAGCAGUUGGGGAAGCUGUAGCACUGUCCAUAGCAACCCCUCGACAUCUUCAGGACCUAGGUCUUGUCCAGAGUUCUGUGGACGACGUGCCACACAACAUAAACUCUCUAUUCUCUCUGGCCCUAGACAAAUUACCCUUCUUACCCUUCAGCUUAGUUAUGGAUGAAUGGCGAUGGGAUAUAUUUGAAGGCACCAUUACUUCAGAUCAGUACAACUGCCACUGGUGGAGGCUCAGAGAGAAGUUUUCUGGUAUAAAGCCGCCAGUCUUGAGGUCAGAAAUAGAUUUCGAUGCCGGAUCGAAGUACCACAUCGCAGCCAAUGUACCCUACAUUCGGGUUUUGGAACUGCUAUUUGAUUCUCAAAAUAAACAAGAUAAGUUUCGUGGACAUGUUCACGGACGAUCCAGAGGGACAUUUACUUAAACCGAUGGUUUCACC
Zootermopsis nevadensis is the source of this 1653-nucleotide messenger RNA. The record is from RefSeq and is a predicted model, not a curated record. Lineage: Eukaryota; Metazoa; Arthropoda; Insecta; Blattodea; Termopsidae.